AUGAACGCCAUCACAACGUACCUCCAGAAAUGGAUCGAGGAGGAGCUUGAACAUGUCCCCUACAAGCCCAGCGAGCUCUUCUCCUCCAACCAUGACCACGCCGCCGCCUUCUGCGCCAAGAUCCUUCCUCCAUCACGCACAGAACACAACAUCUUCGUUCGCAACAGACACAAGCCAAUUGCACGUAUCGCCCGCUCGUCAGAGAAGCCGUCUGGCUUCUUCGCCAGCCUCUCCCCGCCACCAUACCUCUUCACCACGUUCUACUACACCACAAGCCAGGGAAUGCGGACCUCAUGCUCCCGCUCCGACCUCUGCCAAGCCUAUGCCACCCUUCAGUCCGAUCUCGACGACACGUAUCGCCGCCUAUCAGCCCUUCGGGACGUGUACGCCCUCCCCUUCGCCAGCGCCGUAGCGGGCCCAAUGGUCCGGUUCGAGUCAACCUUUGGCUCGCGGGUACGAGAGCUCGAGAGGCGAUGUGAGGCCAUCAUGGAGCGGGAAGAAUGGGCCCUGGACCUGUUCGCGUCGUACCUUGCCCAUCUGCAGCAUUUGGAGACGUACGGUACCCUGCCCCAGCAAUGGAGGGAGUAUCUGGGUCUCGACGCUGAAAUGGUCCGCCUCCCGCAUGCGAGGGAGAGUAUCUGGCUCAUGGACGGGAUGGAUGACUAUGUCUUCCGGGCGGCCAGGCUUAUCAACACGUCCAGUCUGCCCCCAGAGGUGCGCAGAUUGCACCGGGAUCUGAGGCAGGUUGCGCAGGAGAUGAUGGCGCAGAAGGGUUACGCUGCGUGCGUGAUCGAAAGGCUCCUUCCCCCAUCAAGCGAGAAGAGGCGGCCGCAGACUGUCGCUCCCCCAGCUUACGAGCCUCCCCCUCCGUACUCUCCGUAA
This is a messenger RNA of Trichosporon asahii var. asahii CBS 2479, 882 nucleotides long. RefSeq lists its product as uncharacterized. NCBI's taxonomy places the organism in Eukaryota, Fungi, Basidiomycota, Tremellomycetes, Trichosporonales, Trichosporonaceae. The record is from RefSeq and is a predicted model, not a curated record. The transcript has a single exon. Bases 1 to 882 code for a protein of 293 amino acids.